Molecule: messenger RNA, 2389 nt
Organism: Pangasianodon hypophthalmus (striped catfish)
Lineage: Eukaryota; Metazoa; Chordata; Actinopteri; Siluriformes; Pangasiidae
Gene: gabarapa
Product: GABA(A) receptor-associated protein a
Biological process (GO): autophagosome assembly; macroautophagy; autophagy of mitochondrion
Cellular component (GO): autophagosome; autophagosome membrane; cytosol
Molecular function (GO): ubiquitin protein ligase binding; GABA receptor binding
Source: RefSeq, a predicted model, not a curated record
UUCCCCCUCUCCCUGUCUCUCUCUCUCUCUCCCCCUGUCUCUCUCUCCCUCUCUCUCCCUCUCUCUCUCUCUCUCUCUCUCCCUCUCUCUCUCCCCCCCCUCCUUCCUUCUGUCUCUCUUUCUGUACUAUUACUGGAUGUUUUGUUUAUAUAAAGUGACAUUUCCUGUCUGAAACGUUGCGCUACUGCCUAUUCCCUACAGACGCAGCAGUGCAUUAUGGGUAUUCUGUACCAGCUGAUGUUUGGACACUACAGUGGUGCAUUGUGGGAUAUCCGGUGAGCAGGGAUGGGAUUAUAGGAGUUUAUUUCAGUAGCAGGAAGCACAGUGACAAGCCGCAGCGCAGGACUCAGUGUUCGGCGUUCAGGAAGUUGAGCGCAUCUUUAACAGAAGGCCACUUUCACACCUCUUUCUGUGUCCCUCGUUCCCCCGUUUCCCCUCCUGAGGCUGUCGGGAUGAGUGAGACGAGUAUUGAGCUGUGAGGAGACGCCGAGACGCUCACACAGCAGCAGCGUGUUCCUUCAAUCCUCACCUCUACCAGCCUGUGUGUGGAAACAGACCCAGACGUUACACCGAACAUGUUUAUUUCUUAUUUAAUUUUCAUUUCGUCCUCUGAGACACGGACGCGCCUGACGGAGACGAGCAGCAGGACCUCGGGACGCUCAUAACUGGAAGUAUUGGGAUUUCAUAUGGAGUCUGAAACACAGGACAUGCACUUACCUUCUGUUUAGUCUCUUUUUUGUACCAUGGACUGAUUUAAUAGACUUGGUGAGGAAAGUAAACUCCUUUUCAUUCUGCUUAUUGUUUUCUUUCCUCAUGCAUCAUCCUCUCUCUCUCUCUCUCUCUCUCUCUCUCUCUCUCUCUCUCUCAUGUAUACCAUACCUGACCUGCUCUCUGCCUAUCUGAACAAUAGAAAAGCGUAAGGUGUGUGUGUGUGUGUGUGUGUGUGUGUGUGUGUGUGUGUGAGCGCACAUGUCCUCAGAUGUGUGUGUUAUUUCCAAUAAAACUCAUGUCAGCGUGGUUUAUUGUGAUGGUGUGAUGAUGGAGAGAUAAAUGAUGUGCUGUAUGUGACCUGAACAAUCAUGUGAUUCCUGUUUGAAUUCAUUUCCACCUUAAAGAAAAUGUUUUCUGCUUUUAAAUCUCUUCAGAUCCUGGAAUAAUAUCUGCUCUUAUCAUGUGUGUUUUUUGUGGUGGCUUUUUAAAAAAAACAAACAAACAAACAAAAAAAAUCUAAGGCUAUAUGUCAUCAAUCAGCCCCCCAUAGGUCAAUGUUACUACGUCAUUGCGUCAACGUGACGCCUUGACGCAAGCACGCACGCACGCUAGCACGCACGUGACUCCGCCCCCAGGUCCCGUGUUAUUCGAUAUCCUUCCGCGUUCGCCGCAGUCAGUUUGUAAACAUCCCCCUGCUGCAGCGAGCAGAAACACCACCGAGCCGCUUUCAUCGGAGAUUAAACUCUCCCGGAAACUUUUCCAACAUGAAGUUCAUGUACAAAGAAGAGCAUUCGUUUGAGAAGAGGCGGUCUGAGGGAGAGAAGAUCAGGAAGAAAUACCCGGACAGAGUGCCUGUGAUUGUUGAGAAAGCGCCCAAAGCCCGGAUAGGAGACCUGGAUAAGAAGAAGUACCUGGUUCCCUCCGAUGUUACAGUGGGUCAGUUUUACUUCCUGAUCCGGAAGAGGAUUCACCUGAGAGCUGAAGACGCGCUCUUCUUCUUCGUCAACAACGUCAUUCCUCCUACAUCAGCUACCAUGGGCCUGCUCUAUCAGGAGCAUCAUGAGGAGGAUUUUUUCCUGUACAUCGCCUACAGUGAUGAGAGUGUGUACGGAGAGGAGGUGUAGCGCACGGAGAGGAGGUGUAGCGCACGGAGAAGAGGUGUAGCGCUCGGCCUCGUCCCCGUCCUCCUGAUACACUGAGUAAUAACUCUACAGCUGAGAGCGCGUCACUUUCACAUCCUGCUCUCACUUCUGCAGUGUUCACGUUACUCAUUAUUCUGGCCUUCCUGAAAUGUCCCGCUUGUCUUUAACACACACACACAAACACACACAGUAGUGAACACACACACACACAGUCUCUCUCUCUUUAAUCUUUUUACUUUCCUCCAGUGCCGUUUGUUUGUUUUUACGACUCUCCGUGCGUGUACCAUCGCUGAUACCGGUUUGAUGAUUUUUAUUUAAAGGUUUGAAUAUUUUCUGCUGUGAGUUUUGCAGUACAUUGCUUUUUUUUGCAUUUUAAUAUUUUUAUCGCUGUGUUAUUGUGGCUAAUGUGUGAUGUGAUCUAGACCAGAUCAUUAGAGUUGCUUUUGAUUUUGUGAAAAAUGGAGAUGAUUUUUUUUUUUUUUUUUUGGUAUCUGUGUUUCUGAAUGCUGUCACUAUAAACACAGUGGGGAAAAACA